AUGACCUACAUCUGGAGGAGGGACAGGACCCGGGUAGAAUCUGGUGAUGUGUCUCCUACAGGUGGAUAUGACCUGACAAUAACCCACAUCAGCAGAGAGAACCAGGGAGACAUCUACAGCUGCCAGACUGUGGAGGAGGGCCUGAAGUCUGACUGGAGUCACGGAUAUGUGCUGGAUGUUCUCUAUGGACCUGACCAGAUACAGUUUGACGGCACAAGUGACAAGCUGGAGGUAGAAGAAGGGAAACCUGUAACAGUGAGAUGUUCUGCUGACUGUAACUCUGCCUGUACUGUAACCUGGUGGGACAUCUCCAGACAGACGGUGAUUACAGGACAGGGGGAGGCUGUGUUGUCUAUACCAGCUGUAGAUGUAUCUGUGUCUGGACUGUACACGUGUCACGUCAACAACAACCAUGGGAGUGCAUCACGGAACCUGACGCUGGAGGUCUUCUUACGUGAAGAUACUGAAUCUGGUGCCAUUUCCAUCGUCCCCGAGGCUGCUGUCUGUUCCGUCCUCAUCGUGGUCAUCGCCGUUGUCGUCAUCGUUGUUGUUUGUAGAAAACAGAGACGUGGAGAUAGAGGAUACCCUCAUAACCGCGUUGUCACAUACAUCCUUGACGCAGAAACAGACGGGGGCUACCAGGAGAUAGAAGAGAGAGGAUACGUUCAUCAGCGCUUGGUUUCGUAUCACAGGGAAGACGAAAACGACGGGAGCUACCAGGAAAUAGAAGAAGGUGAUGCAAACAUAGACGACAUCGUCCCCAUCGUAGCUGUCUACUCCAUUAUGCUCACUGCCGUGGCAGUUGUGGUGGCAGCAAUUACUGUUCUUGUCUGCAAGGACGUAAAAGAAAACCAGGGCAGAAGAUGUAGUGAAUAUCUUACUGUGAUGGCAGAGAGAUUGUCCCGUGACUUGAGUGAUGUACCUUGUGCUUCCAACAACGGCGGGGAUGUCUUACCCCUACAUGAUUACGAGCGACUCCUGAGGGAACAGUUUCACAUCUACACGUCUCUCCACCCUUCAACUUCCUAA
Haliotis rubra (blacklip abalone) is the source of this 1029-nucleotide messenger RNA. RefSeq names its product cell adhesion molecule 4-like. Gene Ontology annotation, biological process: heterophilic cell-cell adhesion; homophilic cell-cell adhesion. Gene Ontology annotation, cellular component: adherens junction. The record is from RefSeq and is a predicted model, not a curated record. The transcript has 10 exons. Lineage: Eukaryota; Metazoa; Mollusca; Gastropoda; Lepetellida; Haliotidae. Bases 1 to 1029 code for a protein of 342 amino acids.